CUGAAGCAGUACUGGAAACGCUCUCAUGGUCACAUGAUCAGCGGUUUGUCCAGCUGUCCUCUCUUCCAUCACGUCUUCAGGACGCUGGACAAAGCAGGACGCCCCCGCAGGUCCACGGAGGCACCCCCAGAGCCCGCCUCCAUCCUGGUGGGUCAUGCGGAGACGCUGCUCCCCCUGCUGUCCCUGCUGGGACUCUUCAAGGACGAGACUCCGCCCACUGCCAGCAACUACCACACACAGCACGGGAGGAGUUUCCGGAGCAGCCUCAUCGUCCCGUACGCCGCCAACCUGAUCUUCGUCCUGUACGACUGCCAGCGGGGGCCGCGGCUGCAGCUGCUCCUCAACGAGGCCCCUGUUCGAUUCCCGGGGCUGGAGGAGGACGCGCCGCUGUACCGUGACGUCCGCGCCACCUACCGCCACCUGCUGGACGGCUGCGACUUCCACAGGGAGUGUGAGGGAAGACCUGGACGCGGACCCAACACAGAACUCUGAGAGGACCAGAAUCCUCGUCCUACCUCAGAUCCCCCCGACAGCCGGCGUCCAAUCACAGCUUAGCAACAGUAAAUGUCUGCUGUGGGCUUCGAACUCACGGCGUUCUCAACACUGAGCGUACGGCAGUGAUCAAUAGGACUGAUUGAUUAUCUGGACAAACGUUGGUCACACUGGUGGUUUCUGGGAAACUUCCUGUCAGCUGAUUGGUCUGACUGUGACAUUAUUGAUCCAGAAAUAUCGGCUCCAAUCAACGAGAACAGCGAGUGAGUAAUCAAUAAUCAGCAGUAAAUGUGAUCAAUAAUAAUAGGACAGAUCUGACCUGAUUACUGAUCAAUCUAUUAUUGAUCGUAUGACAUAAAUAUCUACUACAGGACAUUAUAUAACCUAAUUAAUAAAUCAUGAUAUCAUUCAAGGUCUAACAACAACAACAACAACAACAACAACACCUGGAAACAGGACGGUGGCGCUGUGGGGUUACACAGAGACAAAAACAGGGGCGGCUGUGUUUUAUUCUUAAGAAACAAACUGUACAAUAUGAUUAUUGAUCCAUUCAUACGUCUACAAUCACAUUAUUGAUCCAUUCAUACGUCUACAAUCACAUUAUUAAUUAAUCUAUACGUCUACAAUCACGUUAUUGAUCCAUUCAUACGUCUACAAUCACAUUAUUGAUCCAUUCUGAGGAUUUCCAGUCAAACAUUAACGAUCUUUGGAGAAGCCUCGUUCAUUCAUCGGUUUCUGACUUUAUAAACAUCUGAAAGUUUGUGCUCGGCGCCGCCGCCUUCUGGUGAAAGUUCCUACGGCAACUUUAACAUCAGGAGGGUGGAUGGUUUGAAUGAUUCCUGAGGAAGAGCAGGUGAUGGUGAGAGUGUAUUGAUCAGAUAAAACUGAAAACAAAAAACAAUACAGUUCAUUGAUUUAUUGAUUUAUUGAUUUGUUGCAGUGCCACCAUCAGGACGAGCAGCAAGAAGAACAUUGAUUAAUUAGACAUUAAAGAAUAAAUAAGUGCCAAUAAAUAAUUGAAUCAAUCAUUAAAAUGUUUAAUUUUAUUACAUUUGUGUUUGAAAAACUAAUUUUGUUUUUUAAGUUGGUGAGAAAAACUUUAUUUCUUCCUCAGAUUGAAACUGACACUUUUUUUUGGUUUGACUUUGGUGAACUUUGACCCUUUAGUGGUGACCUGUGACCCUUUAAUCUGCUGUAAACAAGAGUCAGUUUUUAUUGGUUCAUUCUGACAGAUUAAAGCUGAUUUAUUUCUUUAUUUAUUCUGGUUCAUUAUUAAUUUUAUACUCAUUUGUUGUUGUUUUUAUUGAUUUUGAUUUGGACUUUUUCAUUUGAGGACAUUAUGAGAGUUUUUGUUGUUUCAGGGUUCAUUAUUAUUUUAUUGUUGAUUUUAAAAUGGUGACUCAGCUUUCUUAACUUUAUGUUAUUUAUGUUGUUUUUGUUUAUGUUGUUCACAUUGUUUACGUUUUCACUUGGUGCUUUUUCUUUCUUUCACUUCCUGUUUUUGCAGAAUGACGGAUGCCAAAUGUUUGUAAUUAAAGAGCUUUAAUAAACUUUUUCACAACUGUU
Molecule: messenger RNA, 2058 nt
Organism: Morone saxatilis (striped sea-bass)
Lineage: Eukaryota; Metazoa; Chordata; Actinopteri; Moronidae
Product: multiple inositol polyphosphate phosphatase 1-like
Molecular function (GO): inositol phosphate phosphatase activity; acid phosphatase activity
Source: RefSeq, a predicted model, not a curated record